AUGACCGCAGGAGAAGCGAUUCAAGGUGGAUUCGCGGUACCGGCAGCAGCCAUCAGCGCCAACUCCAAACGACCAAUGGGUCGGCCGCUCAAAGACUGGCAGCUAUCCGAUGUAGCUGUAGUCGCGACGCUGGAUGGCAGUCUUCAUGCUGUGGAUAGAGCCACAGGAGAGACUCGUUGGAAGAUUGACUCUGCCAAUGGCGCCAUCAAAUCAGCGUAUCCCAAUCAAACAUCCAACUCCUUGCUCAACGACGAUCGCGAGACCUGGAUUCUUGAGCCAAUUGAAGAUGGCGGCCUCUAUGUCUUCAGCACUGCGAAUGGCCUCCAGAAACUUCCAUUUGGAAUCAAGCAACUGGUUGAAAAUUCUCCCUUCACGAUUCCAGGGGAUGACAAGGUCUACGUCGGGGAGCGUAAAACAACGCUGUACUCGAUCGAUCCAAGCAAUGGCAAUAUCCUUCAAGCCUAUGGCACAGACUUUAGUCAAACGGCCGCGCGUUCUCCUAAAUGUGCACCUCGUGACGGCCUUGACGAGCUUGACGAUGACGAUGAGUGUCGCCUGAUUGAUCCAAAUGCUCGGAAUGUACUCAAGAUUGGCCGCAAUACAUACAGCCUCACCAUCUUUCGCGGGGCAGAGGUCAUCUGGAACAUGACUUAUGCAGAAUGGAUACCCAACACUGUCGACAGAGAUCUGGGCCGUCAAUAUUCAACUACAUUUGACGGGCUAUACAUCUCACCUCUGCACGACGGCCGCGUCAUUGCGCACCAAACAGAAACAAAUGAUGCAUUGUGGUACCGCGAAAUGUCGACGCCUGUAGUCCGCGUCUACGAUGUCCUUCAUCAGCAUGAGCGCAGCCGUGGCUUCACCGGAGAACUGACUGGAGUUGCCGUUGUCACUCAGCCUCUUGAUCCUCACUUCCACGAAGCGGAUCACGAGAACUAUGUCGACGGAGAUGGGGCUACGUUUGUUGGCGUCACCAAUGAAGGCGACUGGUUUGCACUCUCUGCCGCCAAGAGCCCACUUGUCAAGAGUGCUGCGCCUUCAAAGUGGUCAGAAGGGGCCGGGAAGGGGUGCUACGAUGACCUUGUUGGUGUUCAUUCGCACAACAAGGUGUCGAGACAAGAGAUGAAGGUGCCAGGCCAGAUGCUCACCAUUGAUGGCACUGCACCCGACCAACAACGGCUCAUUGGCGAUGGUCAAACGACGCUGCAAACGUCUCUGCCUGGCAAGUCGGCUUCUGUCCUCAUUGGCAUCCUUUCUUCUCUGCUCAUGAUUGCUCUUGGUUUACUGUACACGCGUUCGAGCUCAAACAAACUCGCAUCUUUGCCUCCGUUCAACUUGGCUACGCGAGCGCCGCCGGAGCUCAACACACCACGAGCUCAAGUUCAUUUUGCCGAUCAGGUGACAGUGCAAGAUGACAACAGAGCACCGAUGCACGCUAUAGAUCAAGUUGCACCUUCUCCAGACGAAGUCGAAGUAGCCGUUGUGAACGAUGAUUCUUCUGAGGCGACCACUUCUCCGCCAGACACUCAGCUUCGGGAAACUUCGCCCAAUAAGACCAACGAGCAAGUGGAGACGCCAGUGAAACCUAGGCGGAAACGCGGCUCCCGUGGUGGCAAGAAGGGCAAGACUCAGACUCAGUCAACCGCUAACAGCGAUAACGAUGAUGAGACACUCCAAAAGUCUGACAAGGUCAUCCAGUCUAUUUCCAUGCAGCCCAUGGUUGCUGUCGAUGGCGUACUUACCAUUGGUGCACUACAGGUCACCGAGAAGAUUCUUGGGUACGGAAGUCAUGGUACGAUUGUCUACAAAGGUUCCUUCGAAGGUCGUGACGUGGCUGUGAAGCGGAUGCUCCUCGACUUCUAUGACAUUGCGUCUCACGAAGUCGCGCUGCUACAAGAAUCGGAUGAUCACCCGAAUGUCAUUCGCUACUACUGCAAGCAACAAAAUGAGCGUUUCCUAUAUAUCGCCUUGGAGCUAUGCGCAGCAUCCUUGUCAGAAGUGACAGAAAAGCCGACAGAAUUCCAAGCACUGGCUGAUUGCAUGCACGACCUUGUCAGUGUACUGCGCCAAAUGGUUCUCGGUAUCCAGUAUCUGCACUCCCUCAAGAUUGUGCACCGCGACCUGAAGCCGCAAAAUAUACUCGUCAACAUGCCACGCAAGUCUGUUGUCCCUCAGAAAAAUGACGAUCGCUGCGCACGACUGGUCAUAUCCGACUUUGGCCUAUGCAAAAAACUCGACGCAGAUCAAUCGAGCUUCCGUGCGACUACUGCACAAGCUGCUGGUACAUCUGGCUGGCGUGCACCCGAGCUGCUGACUGACGAUGUGUCAGAGCUUGGACCGCGCGACUCCAGCACGUCAGGGUCAACGAUGAACGGAACGGGUCAACCACGGAAGGUGAGUCGCGCUAUCGACAUCUUUUCUCUUGGUUGUGUCUUUUACUACGUCUUGUCUGGCGGUGCGCAUCCUUUUGGUGAUCGGUAUAUGCGCGAGGCCAAUAUAAUACGGAAUCGUGCCAAUUUGGCACAUCUCGACCUGCUUGGCGAUUUAGGCUUCUUGGCGAAGGACUUGAUUGCGAGAAUGAUUCUCCCCAACCCGAGAGAUCGCCCAGAUGCAGCGACAGUGCUCCAACAUCCCUUCUUUUGGAGUGCUGAGCGGCGGCUCAACUUCUUGCUUGACGUGUCUGAUCGUUUCGAGCUGGAAGAGCGCGAUCCGCCUUCUCCUCUCUUGCUACUCCUCGAGGCGCCUGCUCAGCAAGUCGUUGGCGACAAUUGGGCAUCGAAGCUUGAUCGGCAUUUUCUGGAGAAUCUUGGCAAAUAUCGCAAGUACAAAGGCCACAGCAUCAUGGAUCUGUUGCGUGCGAUGCGAAACAAGAAGCACCACUACCAGGAUCUCCCCGAGCAAGUGCAGCAGGCGCUUGGACCUUUACCGCAAGGCUUUUUGACAUACUUCAUGUCGCGCUUCCCCUUGCUUCUGCUUCAUGCGUACUAUCUUGUCAAGGAGCACUUGCAUGAGGAGGCGCUGUUUACGUCCUACUUUCAUUGA
This is a messenger RNA of Protomyces lactucae-debilis, 3042 nucleotides long. RefSeq names its product kinase-like domain-containing protein. Gene Ontology annotation, biological process: protein phosphorylation; intrinsic apoptotic signaling pathway in response to endoplasmic reticulum stress; IRE1-mediated unfolded protein response. The transcript has a single exon. The coding region runs from base 1 to 3042 and encodes 1013 amino acids. Gene Ontology annotation, molecular function: protein serine/threonine kinase activity; ATP binding; RNA endonuclease activity. The record is from RefSeq and is a predicted model, not a curated record. Lineage: Eukaryota; Fungi; Ascomycota; Taphrinomycetes; Taphrinales; Protomycetaceae. Gene Ontology annotation, cellular component: IRE1-TRAF2-ASK1 complex.